Molecule: messenger RNA, 1579 nt
Organism: Scatophagus argus
Lineage: Eukaryota; Metazoa; Chordata; Actinopteri; Scatophagidae
Exons: 7
Coding region: 197-982 (261 amino acids)
Source: RefSeq, a predicted model, not a curated record
CGGUUUAAAUGAAAUUUAAAUGGGGCUUGUUUCCAUGGCGACGCGGUGACUCGGUGGCUUUUACAACAGCGAGCUGCCGUCUGGCUUUGCUGCUCAGGGAUGCCUAGCUAUGCGAGUCUACCGUUAUGAUGACCGGGCGUAUGGGUAACCUAUAACCGCUUUAUGUCCGUAGCACCCGUAGUGCGGCAGCUCCAACAUGAUGACUUUCCAGGUAAACCGAUCGCUGCCUACCGCAAAGGCUUUGAUAUCCGAGGGAAGCUCAAAUUGCAGCCAGCGCGGCCCUGCUGCGGCUGGAUAUCCAGCGUACAGGAGCUUCGGGAUGGGGGCAGGUGGAGGACUAGCAGCUCUCAGGCAUAGUAAUCACAUGAGGGGCGAAAUGUCCGCGAUACAACCGUUGAGCAAGUCCAGGGACUGGAAAGCACUGGUUAGCAGCAUCAUCGCUGGAGGGUCACCUCACUUGGCCAAGGAUGACAAACUGGAGUCAAAGAACGAUGACCCGGAGGGCGCUUGUGGGAGGCACUUUCUCUUUGAUAGGACAUGCGAGACGAUAGAGAGGACCAGAAGUGUGAUUCCUCCACUGCCAAGAGACUACCAUGUGCACAGACAUGGCAACCUGCAUCCCUUCAGCCUCUCUAAGGAGCUUUCCCACAGCCAUGCUGGGCCGCCCCUCACCCUGGGCUACCCUGAAAGACAUGAACUGAUCGCAAGUCCAGCCAUCCUCCUUCCCUCCACUUUGGUCCUCAACGGCAGAAACACUUUCUUAGUAGAGAAAUGCAAGCUCAGCAGGCCUAAGGUGAAUUAUCCAACCUACAACCUACUGCCUGUUAAAGACAAUCAGAAGAGCCAGUCCUAUCCAGACCCAAUGGUGGGAGCCAGUCGCUCCUUUAUCCACAGGAUAUCUGAGCUGUCCUCUUUGGAAGGUGAGACAGUGAGGCAAGAAAAGCUCAAGAAAAUGAAGAAAGCUAGAAAACCUCCAUCCUGACAAUCACCUUCUUCCCAGUCGCCCUGGUUAAAGAUCAAAACCUCUGAGUCUGUGCCAACGACAUCUGAGCAAAAUAAAACAUUCUGGGCACCGUGUUCAUUCCAGGGGCUUGCUUUAGUUGCUUGUUUGUCCUCAGUGAUAUUAGUUUCCUGCUUAACAUGGCUGGUUUUCACAUUUUGGGAUUCCUGACCUGAGCUCCUCCCUUUUAGUCAUUACAUGUAGUAUCUACUGUAGUAAAUCGCACCCGUUUGCCACAAUAGCAAACGCUGAUGAUGAAUUAUUAUAUGAUAUUUUCUGACUCACAGCUUCUAGUAGUUUUCCACUCAACAUCUGCAUGAACAAAUAUUUAUUUUACCUUUCCAAUGGCUUGUAAUGUAAUACUGCCAUAUGUCUCACUGUACCAUCUUUACGUUACAGAGGCUGUCAUGCUUGGAUGUCAUUAACAGUGUUUGAAACAUUGGUGUUAGAUACAAUUAAGCUUUGUUAAGUAAGUGAAAUAUUUACCGGUAUGUAUAUAUGAAAUAGUUGAGCAAAACCAUUAUUGUGCCUUGUUAAACGUCUUCCUGGAAUUAAAUAAAUUUAUUUUUAUUAAUGUUA